Molecule: messenger RNA, 2304 nt
Organism: Chenopodium quinoa (quinoa)
Lineage: Eukaryota; Viridiplantae; Streptophyta; Magnoliopsida; Caryophyllales; Amaranthaceae
Exons: 2
Coding region: 516-1511 (331 amino acids)
Molecular function (GO): zinc ion binding
Source: RefSeq, a predicted model, not a curated record
AUCUGUUCUAAGUGAUUAUUGUAUACAAUCUGGGUUUGCCAUUGUAGUGGAUAGAUCUAGUCCAGCUAGAUUCACUGCUCAGUGCUUGGAAUUGAACUGUAAUUGGAGGAUACAUUCAAAUGUACUCCCUGAUGGCACUACUUGGGCCAUAAAGAGUAUAAAAGAUCAAGAGCACAGUUGUAGGGGUUUGGAUGAGAGGAAUCCUUUAGUUAAUGUGAAAUGGGCUGCAAGUAAGCUAAUUGAUGAUAUAAGGGCAAACAAUGAUAUAACUGGGAAAACUUUGAAUGACUUGUUGUGGACCAGGUAUGGGGUGCAGAUGGCCACUAGUACUCUCUAUAAAAUGAGGAGUAUUGCUCUUAGGGAGAUCAAUGGUGGGAAUGAUGUGUUAAUUUCUUCAUUAUGUGUUCUUGUAGGGAAUAGAUCUUGCUUUAACUGAGCUAUGGCCAAAAGUAGGGAGGAGGUAUUGCUGCAAGCACUUAGCUAAAAAUUGGAAAUCAGCUUUUCCAGGACCCUUGAUGCACUCCUUAUUUUGGUUGGCAUGUAGUGCUACUUCAACAUUCACCUUUAAAAAGGCUAUGAAAAGAAUUCAGAAGACAAACCACUUGGCACUAAUAUGGUUAGCUAAUCUAGGAGAUCAAGAGAGGUGGUCAAGACACAAGUUUGACCCAAAGAUAUGCACAGAUGAGAAUAAAACAAACUUUGUGGAGAGUUUCAAUGCCACUUUAGGAGUGGACAGAUGCAGACUUGUUCUGACUCUUUUGGAAGGCAUACGAAGAAUGUGUAUGGUAAGGAUGUCAAGUAGAAGACAGAAAUGUAAAGAUUGGAAUGAUUUUGAUCCAUGUCCUACCAUUGUAAGGAGAAUCCAAAUGCUGAUCAAUGCUUCUAGAACUUGCAAGGCAUUCCAGAGUAAAGAGGGAGAAUAUGAAAUAAGAGAGGGUAAGUCAAUUCUCCCGGUGUCACUCAAUAAUAGAAGUUGUAUAUGUGGGGCUUGGCAAAUUUCAGGCAUCCCUUGUUGGCAUGCAUUAAGGGCUAUACUAGCUGCAGGACAUGAUCCUCAUAAGUAUGUUAGCACAUGGUACUCAGUUGCAGCCUACAAACAAUGUUAUUCACAUGCCAUCAACUCAAUUCCAGACAUUGAGCAUUGGCCAGAAAUUGACCAGCCAACAAUUCAAGCUCCUACAAUGAGGAGAGGAAUAGGAAGACCAUCAAGACAGAGAAGAAGAGCUGAUGAUGAACCAGAUAAAGAAAAAAGGUCAACCACAGUCAAAUGCUCACUCUGUAAAUCAUAUGGCCAUAACAAGCAAACAUGCAAAGGUGGUAUGACGGCAAAGGAGAAAGCAUCACACGGUACCGAGAAAAAACAAAAGACAACUGGUGCUGCCUCUGCAUCCCAGCCAACCACUGCUAAUGUUACACGAAGCUUAACUAUAUCUUCUUCCCAACCAGAGCCAGUUUCUCAGCCAUCUCAGUCCAAGCCAAGGAACAACAACAAAGGGAAAGAGAAAAUGUAGCCUGGGGUCUGGUUUUUUCAACAUGAGUAUCUUUUAUUUAGUAGUAAAUAAAGGUCAACUUAUGUACUAGAUUUGAUGUUUUUUUUUUCUUUUUUUUCUGAAACAUUUUUUUAUGCAUCAAUUGGCAUUUGUCAGACUGCUGCUAUCUACUUUUAAUCUUGUGUUGCUUUGAUUCCUGAACUUCUACAUACAUUCACUUUAGUGAUAGUCCAGCCAGAUCUGCUGCUGUAUACAUGUGACUACCUUCCAGCUAAAUGGCUUUAAUGCAAUUAAAUGCCAAAGAUGGCUGUCCUUAUGUAGUAAGAUCAGUAAACUUUUCAUGCCGAAGUGCUGAGCAAUGGGCUCUUAUAAAUUGCCGAAUAUUUCAUGUUAUUUAUGCAUCUUUCUGUUGCAACAAUAUGCAGAAUGGAUAUACGUGCUAACAAAAGGAUAAAUUUUUUGGCACUUUUAUCUUUCUGUGCUAGUGUGUCCUGAUAAAAAUAUGGGUAGUCCACAAGCAAGUGAGUCGUUUAAGAAGCUUCAGUGUGCUUAUGAGGUAAUGAGUAUGGUUCUAAUGUUGAUUAAACCUUUUAUAUACAAUCCAUUUGCUUUACUCUAAGAUAUGCCAUGGGUGGGAAUAUUAGCAUCAACUUUGAUCACUCUAGGAGUGUUAUGUAGGCUAUGCGGGGCUUGAACCCACACCAUGUACACUACUGUACAUUGCUCUACCCGUUGAGCUAAUAGCCUUGAAAAAUAAUCUAAUUUUUAGUUCUUUUUUUUUUUUUUUUUUUUUUUUUUUUUUUUUUUUUUUUUU